Sclerotinia borealis F-4128 is the source of this 1779-nucleotide messenger RNA. The record is from the annotation of a GenBank genome assembly. NCBI's taxonomy places the organism in Eukaryota, Fungi, Ascomycota, Leotiomycetes, Helotiales, Sclerotiniaceae.
AUGUCUGAGCAGAAUCGCCUCGAAAAGGCAGAAAAGGCAGCAGAAGUGGUAGCGAGUUCGCAAGAUGCUAUCGUUCCCGAAGAAUCAAAUCAAUACCCAAAAGAUACUCUUGUAGAGAAAUAUGAGAGAUCCAUAGAACAGGCCUCUACCCACGAUCACUCCUCGUCCGCAUCUUCAAUAGCAGAAGAUCAAGAUGAGAUACGCGAUCUCGAAUUGGCACCCGUUAUUUCUGGCCCUCCUUAUUCAGCCUUUGGCGUAUGGAAGAAACGAUAUAUCGUUGGGAUGUGCACUCUGGCAGCUUUCAUUUCUCCUACAUCUGCCAACAUAUAUUUCCCGGCUCUCAACCCAAUCGCUGCCGAUCUCGGUGUAUCGAAUACCCUCAUCAAUUUGACUCUCACAUCUUUUAUGAUUUUUCAAGGUCUUGCGCCAACAGUUUUUGGAGAUUUGGCAGAUAUGGCUGGAAGGCGACCUACAUACAUCAUCGCAUUCAUCAUAUACUUGGGAGCAAAUAUUGGUCUGGCAUUACAGAAUAGUUACGCUGCUUUGUUCCUCCUACGAUGUUUACAAAGUUGUGGGAGUAGUGGUGCCAUAGCUUUGGGAUUUGGAGUUGUUGCAGAUGUAUCCACAAGUUCUGAACGUGGAUCUUAUAUGGGAAUUGUUGGAGCUGGUACUAUGAUGGGACCAGCUUUAGCACCUGUGAUUGGUGGUAUACUGGCACAAUUCUUGGGAUGGCGAGCAAUUUUCUGGUUUCUCGUCAUUCUUGCAGCCGUAUUUCUUAUACCAUAUGCUCUUACGGUUCCUGAGACUGGUCGUAACGUUGUUGGUAAUGGAUCUAUCCCACCUCAAGGCUGGAACAUGACGGUUUUCGAAUGGUGGCAAUAUCGCAAAGAACUCAAAUCCGAAAAUGGACUCUCUCGAACGGCAACAGCUGAUAGUAGAAGAGCUGCGCAAGCAGACCUUGCAAGCAAACGAAAAUUACGUUGGCCAAAUCCACUCAAGACAAUUUACAUCAUCAUGGAAAAGGAUGUUGCUAUGGUAUUAUUUUACAAUGCUCUGAUAUACACAGCGUUUUAUGAUGUCACGGCUUCUUUACCACAACUGUUCAAGGAAAUCUAUGGGUUCAAUGAUUUACAAAUUGGUUUAUGCUAUCUUCCAUUUGGAAGUGGUUGUGCAUUGGCUAGUUUCAUCAAUGGUAAAAUGCUAGAUCGAAAUUACCAUAAGAUCGCUCAGGAAAUCGGAUUCAGUAUCGAUCGUAAGAGAGGCGAUAACUUGAGAUAUUUUCCAAUCGAAAGAGCUAGAUUAGAAAUAAUUUGGCCUCUCUUGGCUACAGGACUUUCUUGUUAUCUGUGUUAUGGUUGGGUUCUAGAAAAGAAUGCUAAUCUCGCUGCACCUCUCAUUCUUCAAUUCAUUUUAGGUCUUUGCAUCAAUGGUUCCUUCAACAUUCUUAGUACACUUGUCGUCGAUUUGUAUCCACAAAGUCCAUCAACAGCCACGGCCGCAAAUAAUCUUGUACGAUGUCUUCUUGGUGCAGGUGGAACGGGUAUCAUUACUAUUAUGAUUGAUCAUAUGGGAAGAGGAUGGUGCUUCACAUUUAUCGCUCUCGUAUGUAUUGCCGCAUCUCCAAUGUUAUGGGUGGAAUUGAAAUGGGGUCCCAUAUGGAGAGAAGAAAGAAUGGUAAGAUUAGAGAAAGAGGCCGAGGAAAAGAAGGCGAAAGAGGAAGCGGAAGAGAUUCAUGCUCAAGUAACGCAAAAUGAUGGAACGAUGAAGGAGAAAGUUUGA